Molecule: messenger RNA, 1520 nt
Organism: Hyaena hyaena (striped hyena)
Lineage: Eukaryota; Metazoa; Chordata; Mammalia; Carnivora; Hyaenidae
Gene: ZMYND12
Product: zinc finger MYND-type containing 12
Exons: 8
Coding region: 104-1204 (366 amino acids)
Molecular function (GO): protein binding
Source: RefSeq, a predicted model, not a curated record
UUCCUGGGAACGAGGCUGCCCGGUGGUGGUCACGUGACGUCGGCAUCCUGCGCGUCCUCUCCAGGCAACCGUCCUGGGGACCGACGACGCUGCUGGCUGCAACAUGAACAUCAUCUACCCGCUGGCGGUGCCCAAGGGGCGCCGGCUGUGCUGCGAGGUGUGCGAAGCUCCGGCCGAGCGCGUGUGCACGGCCUGCACGGUCACGUAUUACUGUAGUGUGGUUCAUCAAAGAGCUGACUGGGACAGCAUCCACGAGAAGAUCUGUCAGCUCCUGAUCCCGCUGCGUACUACCAUGCCCUUCUACAAUUCCGAGGAAGAGCGGCAGCACGGCCUGCAGCAGCUUCGCCAGCGGCAGAAACACUUGAUUGAAUUUUGCUACACCGUAGCCCAGAAAUACCUCUUUGAAGGAAGACACGAAGCCGCUGUUCCAGCAGCUUUGCAUUCACUUCGCUUCCGCAUGAACGUGUACGGCCUGAGCUCCGUAGAGCUUGUGCCUGCUUACCUGCUGCUGGCCGAGGCGAGCCUGGGUCUGGGCCAGAUUGUCCAAGCUGAGGAAUACCUAUCCCAAGCCCAGUGGACAGUCCUCAAAUCAACGGAAUGCUGUCAUUCCAUCCAGUCUUUGCUGCAUCGGAACCUCGGACUUCUCUACAUAGCUAAGGAAAACUAUGAGGAAGCCCGUUACCAUCUGGCCAAUGAUAUUUAUUUUGCCAGUUGUGCAUUUGGAACAGAGGAUAUCAGGACCUCAGGAGGCUACUUCCACUUGGCUAAUAUCUUCUAUGCCCUUAAACAGUUGAACGUGGCAGACACGUUGUACACCAAGAUCUCUGAGAUCUGGAGUAAAUACUUGAACACUCGCUACCAGGUGCUCUCAGAGGCUCGCAACAAACAGAUAGACUUACUGGGCAAACGAUUUGAGACCGAUACUGGCUUGGAUGAAGCGCAAGAAGCAGAAGCCAUUCAGAUCCUGACUUCAAUCUGGAACAUUCGAGAAUCUACAUCCAACAAAGCCCCCGAAAAAGCUAUCUUCAUUCUAAAUACCCUCGUCAUGCUUUACUACCUAAUGAUGAACUCUGCAAAGGCACAAGAAUAUGCCAAGAGGGCCUCCAGUCUAGCUGAAGAACACCAUCUCAGUGUCCAUGAACAAAGUACCAUUCAAGAGUUACUAAGUCUUAUCUCAGCUGAAGGAGCUCAUCCUGUUACUUAGUGACCCAUGAAUGCUGUGUCAGCCGCUACUCAAGGGGCUGUUGACUUUGUAAUGCGUUCCAGCUUACACAAGUGCUUUGAGGUACUGUGACUCGCCGAAGGCUCCCCUUUCCCCCGGGACUGCACACACAGCCGUGUUUUUAUUUUUAACAUAGCACGUGUGAGGGACUAUAGAGCUUUAGACAUAAAAAUCAGUAAAACCGAUCUUCAUUAUGACCUUUGCCCUUGGCCUCUGGUGACUUUGUAUGACUGAGUUAUGCACUGUCAGCUUAUUAAUAUGGUACUUUUAAUUGAAGCACAAAGAGUUUAUCAUUUAC